Molecule: messenger RNA, 1634 nt
Organism: Exserohilum turcica Et28A
Lineage: Eukaryota; Fungi; Ascomycota; Dothideomycetes; Pleosporales; Pleosporaceae
Exons: 3
Coding region: 1-1488 (495 amino acids)
Source: RefSeq, a predicted model, not a curated record
AUGGCACUGAAACAUUUGCUAACAGCUGCCCUGAGCGCCUCCGCACUCAUAGGCCCGGUCAGAGCGCAAGUCUCGGCAUGUCCAAAGCCUACUGCCCCACAAAACGCUGCUCCUUCGGUCGCCCCGGGAUUCCGGCUCGAGGUUGUGGCUCAAGGACUGCGGAAGCCCCGAAGUAUUCUAUUUGAUCGGGAAGGGGGGCUUCUAGUUGUCGAACGGAACCAUGGCAUCAGCAGGCUAGCCUUGACGGGCGAUGGGGCGUGUGUUCAGCUCGACGGCGACGUGCAAACGGUAGUCCAAGAUGGGACCUUGAAUCAUGGCAUUGCAUUCUCGCAGCAUGGCAAUACGCUGUACGCCUCGUCUCACAGCAAUGUCUAUGCCUGGGACUAUGACGCUUCUCGGGGCCAGACUACGUCUGAGUCUCGGGUUAUCAUCCAGGGCAUGGGAAACUUUGAAGAGCACUCCACGCGUACCCUGCUCAUGUCACAGGCUGCCCCGGGUAUGCUGCUCGUCUCCCGCGGCAGCGUAGGCAACAUUGACCUGCAAACCGUAGAUAAGACCAACGGCAGAGCUACCAUCAAGGCAUUCAACGUCACCAACAUGACAGAUGCCCCAUAUGACCACGCCUCAAGCGGACUGCUUCUCGGCUGGGGCCUCCGAAACUCAGCAGGUGUAGCCGAGGAUCCCGCAUCCGGCGCCAUCUACUCUGUAGAAAACAGCGUCGACGACAUGACCCGAAACGGGAAACCCAUCAAUGACGACAAUCCAGGCGAGGAAUUGAACUUUCACGGGCCCCUCGAUGCAAGAACAAACAGUCUUGUACAGGGCGCCAACUACGGAUACCCUUUUUGCUUUGCAGCGUGGAACCCAGACCAGAUAGCAGAUUACAGUGGCGUGGUUGGUCAGCAGUUUGCUAUUGGAGAGCAGAAUGCAACUGUCAAUGAUAGUUUCUGCCAGAAUAACUAUGUUGCUCCUAGACUUACACUCCAGGCCCACACGGCUCCUCUCGACAUCAAGUUCAAUCCCAGUGGCACCGCUGCAUGGGUGACGAUGCACGGAUCUUGGAACCGGAAAGAACCCGCGGGCUACAAACUCCUGCUCAUCCCGUUCGACGGCCACGGCUCCCCCACAGCACCUCCAAACAGCACCACAGCCGGCACCGACAUCAUCUUUGACCGCGACCUCUCUGCAUGCCCGAAAUCCUCUUCUUGCUUCCGCCCUGUGGGGCUCGCCUGGGACGCCAAGGGCAGGUUGUUCGUCAGCUCAGACUGGUCCGGUAGCAUUUACGUUGUUACCAGGGAGGAUGGAAGCGGUGUUGCCGAUGUGAGUGGAGUGGCGGUGGAUGGUGGAGUGAACAGUGCAGAGGCGGAGGCGGAGGCGCCCAUGGUGUCUGGGUCUUCGGUGGGUGUUUCGGUGGGCUUGUGGAAUGCAUGUGCAGGAUGGAGGGGGUGUGUGUGGGCUGGAUUUCUCGGCUUCUUGUUCUUGUGGUGAGUAUUUUUAUUUAGAUGUGCUUGAAAGGAAUGGUUGCAAUGCCGAUGCUGGAUAGUGUUGCUGUGUCGCUUCCUCUCUUCAAAGAACAUGUAGUUUUCUCUGCAUUGAUUCAGAAUUAGCUACCUAUCGUAUAGAUACCACGUCCA